AUGGCUAUGUACUGCUUGAAACCUGUCUUGUCACUACAACUGGGCCUGGAGACAGUUCAUGCCUUUCUGCAUUCUUAGGAGCUGGAUGAGAUUAAGAAGUCAGGGUUCCGUUGCCUCCAGAAUGUCGAAGUGGGUGAGACUAAUGUCCUCCUCUGGAAGCUGCUUCUUGUGCCAGAUUAUCGUCCGUACAAUAAAGGUGCAUUCCAGAUUGAAAUCAGCUUUCCGUGUGAGUAUCCAUUUAAGCCCCCCAAGAUCACUUUCAAGACAAAGAUCUACCACCCCAACGUGGAUGAGAAUGGCCAGGUGUGCUUGCCAAUCAUCAGCAAUGAGAACUGGAAACCUGUUACCAAGACAGAACAGGUGAUCCAAGCAUUGAUAACAUUGGUAAAUGAGCCUGAGCCAGCCCAUCCACUGCGUGUUGAUUUGGCAGAGGAGUUCACCCAGGACUAUGAGUGUUUCCUGUGCAAUGCUGAAGACCAUACCUGCAAGCUCAGUGAGAAGUGGCCAUAUGAGUAAUCCCCUGUCCAAAGCAUUGCCUGCUCACUCUUCAUGCUUGCUUUCCUAGUUAGCAGGAACUAGCUGGGAGAUUCUUUUGCAUAUGAACAAUCUCACUGGUUUGAUAAGGGGAGUGGGGCUUAAGCAGCCACUUUCACUAGUGCAUAUCAUCAAGCUAACAUACACAAUGGCAUCCUGGGGCUCUCUAGUACUUGACACCUGACUGUGAUAUUAACAUUGCACUUUGAGGUAUGUGAAACCUUAUGCCUGAAUAUGGUGAAAUGUAAGGUCAUUUCUUCCUGCUGCCAAACUAUUGCAUUCUAGUGGUUUACCCAUGGCUCUCCUGUCUCUUUCAAGAUCUGGUUUUCAGUGAUUUUUCUGAGAUUGUGUCCCAUUGAUGCACUUGGUGGGGAAGU
Molecule: messenger RNA, 911 nt
Organism: Heteronotia binoei (common prickly gecko)
Lineage: Eukaryota; Metazoa; Chordata; Lepidosauria; Squamata; Gekkonidae
Gene: UBE2L6
Product: ubiquitin conjugating enzyme E2 L6
Exons: 3
Source: RefSeq, a predicted model, not a curated record